AUGAGUCGCUCUUCUUCUCGUGCACUGAUUCUGCAUCCCCUUCACGCCCCUCUGAGUAGCGCGCAAUCCUCACCUGAAGAUCAUGCUAUAGCCAAGUGGCUGUGCGCUCUUUUGUCCGCUUCGUUUACCUCGAAAGAGCGGCGGAGUCUCGUGGACUUUACGUGUGACGAGACGGUUCACGCGAUCUUGAGCUUCCUAGAUGGACCAUCGCUCUGCGCGGCACGAAGCGUGUGCCACUCGUGGUACCGCUUGGGCAGUGACGACCAGCUGUGGCUCAACUUGUGCCUCCACGAGUUCCAUGUGUCGACCUCGCAGCUCGUGACGCAACCCGAGAGCCAUCAGAAGCUCUACCAGUUUGCCUGUCGCUCGCUGAAAGGGCUGCUGCGCGACUACUUGCACGAGCAAUGCCUCACCAAUCUGCAGCAGUCACUGCGCAUUCCAAGAGCAGCUGCGUUGACGCUGAUUGCGUCGCGCUCGUCUCUGUGA
This is a messenger RNA of Peronospora matthiolae, 486 nucleotides long. NCBI's taxonomy places the organism in Eukaryota, Oomycota, Peronosporomycetes, Peronosporales, Peronosporaceae. The record is from the annotation of a GenBank genome assembly.